GAGUGGAAAUGGGAUAGGGACAGGAAAACCCAAAAGGCUUUCCUGUUUGGCAACUAGCAAGUGACGCCCUGAAAGCAAAACAAGAGAAGUAAAUGGAUUACAGGGCAGCCAGGGGGAUGAAAUCACAAUAUUUGGAAAUUGACAUCAUUUUUUAGAUCAUUUUUUCCAGUAUUCCUGCUGGGUCUCUGGGGGAGGUGUGAAGCAGGAAAGAGAGAGAGAGGUAGGGAAACUGGAGAGAGAGUGGGAUUUUUAGUUUGCUUCUUCCAGAGGUUUGGGGGUUGAAAAUGGGACCCGUCGCCAGGUCGCUCGCUCUGCUGUUUUGUUUGUGUUCUCUGGGCUGCUGUCUUCCUGCCGGGACGCCGCAACCAACACAGGAAUCUUUUUCAGAUGUGAAAAAGUCCAGAGGAGAUGUUCCCGACAUUCUUCCGACAUUGGAAGUGGAGCCCACAAAUGCUGUGUCCGAUUUUGAAACCUCCUACAACUAUGUUUUGUCCAGAUUGGCUGGGAUGGACCAGGCCAUCCACAAGCUCAACGUGGGCCACUACACCCUGGAUGUUAGCAUGGACCAACUAAUUGAGCGUCUAUCCAGGAUGGAUGCCAAGUUGGCAGAGCUGGAGGACAAAAUCCGCGAAGUCUUCCAACACAGCAAAGACAAUCGCAAAGAGACUGGAAGACUGGAAGGUUGCCAGAGGGGCCUGCGUGUGGGGUACAAAUGCUACCUUGUGUAUCACAACUAUGAGGACUAUGCAGGCGCUUCCAGGAAGUGCCUGGAACGCGGGGGUCGCAUGGCCAUGCCGCGAGACCGCCGUGAGCAGGAGGCGCUGGCCGACUACGUCAAGUCUUUCUUCCAACCGGGCAAUUGGCCCGUUUGGCUUGGCGUCAACGACCUGGCGACCGAGGGCGUGUACAUGUUUGACGACGGCACCCCCGUCUCCUACUUCCAGUGGCGCAGGCACUUCCUGUCCGGGCAGCCGGACGGCGGCAAGCGUGAGAACUGCGUGGCUAUGGCGUCAGAUGACGGUGACUGGUGGGACCACUACUGCGACAGGGCCAUGAACUACAUGUGCGAGUUUGAUGAUAGGGUAGCGCUUUAGGUGAAACCAUAGCUCUGCAUUUGAACUCCAUGCUGGAGACAAAAUCGCCGUCGCCAAGGUGAUAGCUCUAUAGGCCAUUACCUACAAACUCAGCAGCGCACACAAUUAAACACAUUUUAAACCCAGAUUAGUCUUCUCUGAUAGUUAACUGGAUAGCUAUAGUUAAGUAGCUAACGAUACAUAGCUGGCUAAUUGAGGUCAAGCUAGCUGCACUUGUAGUGGCUACACGAGCAAUACUGAGCUUAGCUAACUUUAGUGAAGAGAAUGUUCACUUUCAUUCUCUUACAAACACUGAAUUAUACACACAGAAGAAAAUUUCUGAUUGGUGACAUGUCUGGUAACGUGAAAAUGUAGCCUUACUUAAUUAAAUAUUAAGGUUAAGGCAUCUAAAAAAUAAAUACCACAUAAACUUUGUGUUAUGACGACAGUCAGUCAAGUCAGGGGCAUAUUUUAGUCCCUGAACUGUUUUGUAUGCACACUUUUACAUGCGUGACACAUUUUCUACCACAGAAAUAUUUUUACAUUGAGCGACAUGACAAAAUAUGUCAUCUUGUGUUUUCGAUACUUUGAUUAUUACAUACACAAUAGACUAUGUUUGUUUCCCCAACAUGUCUAUACAAAUAAAGGCUAGCAGUAUAAAAGAUGGAUGGAUAGAUGCCAUCUUAUUUUGUUGUGUGCGAUGGUCACCACUAGGCGUCAGAAACUAACCAUCCACAAUAAAUGCAAAUAAAUCUGCUUGUACCUCCAUUGAAAAGUACUAACAUAAUCAAAUGCAGAACAUGUGUGAGUUAAAUACAUUUGAGUGAAACAAAA
Messenger RNA from Hippocampus zosterae (dwarf seahorse), 1907 nucleotides. RefSeq names its product C-type lectin domain containing 11A (gene clec11a). The transcript has 5 exons. Lineage: Eukaryota; Metazoa; Chordata; Actinopteri; Syngnathiformes; Syngnathidae. The record is from RefSeq and is a predicted model, not a curated record. The coding region runs from base 285 to 1094 and encodes 269 amino acids.